This is a messenger RNA of Malus domestica (apple), 3392 nucleotides long. RefSeq lists its product as uncharacterized. The record is from RefSeq and is a predicted model, not a curated record. Lineage: Eukaryota; Viridiplantae; Streptophyta; Magnoliopsida; Rosales; Rosaceae.
GUAUUUUUAACAUGUCGAAUAAAAUUCUCUCUCUCCUCUCUAUUUUUUUCUCUCUCUAGAGUCUGCAGAGUCUGCACUAUAUGAAUGUCUCCGUUACUCCUUCAUUUCUGUUGUGUGAUGAAGGUGCAGUUGAGCAGUUUUGCAGCUGAAUCUUUGAGAAUUUCACAAACCUUCCACCAUUAAAGCCCACUUCAAAAGCUUCAAGCUCCCAUCUUUUCCUACUCUUUCACUCGCCGAGAUCGCCAUGGAAACGGACCUCUGCUUGAAUCCGAACCCGAACCCAAAACCCAGUUUGCCAUCUCCUUCACUUUCCGGCUAAAUGCCCCGAACCCACCACCGUGAGGGACCAAUCUCACCUAAAAGCUUGGUUCUUUCACUGAAAACCCAUCAUUUCACUCACUCACUGAGUCACUCACACUCUCCAAUUUCGACUCGUUUGCUUCAAUGGCGUCCACAAACUCAACCCCAACAGAACCAUCUCUCUCGCCGGACGACAUAGCCGCCAGGGCCCUCAACCGGCGAUUCGAAAGCCUGGUAACUGUUCGAACAAAGGCCAUCAAGGGGAAAGGAGCUUGGUACUGGGCUCACUUGGAGCCCGUUCUCGUUCGCAUCCCCAACUCCAACAUCCCCAAGGCCGUCAAGCUCAAGUGCUCACUCUGCGACGCCGUCUUCUCCGCCUCCAACCCCUCCAGAACCGCCUCAGAGCAUCUCAAACGGGGUACCUGCCCGAAUUUCACCUCUGUUUUGCGGCCCAAUUCAUCGGCGGCGGCAUCUCCGGUUCCGAUUUCUUCCUUGCCUUCUCCGUCGUCUCACAAUCACAGAAAGCGGAGCUCUCAAAUGGGUACUAGUCCUUCUCCUAUUUCUCAAGCUCCUCCGCACAUUAGUCCUAGUCCGAUACAGGUUCACUCUUUAGCUAUGAUCGAGUCUUCCCGCUUCGGCGGUGACCAUAAUUUCUCACAGUCUCCAAACCCUGUUGGGAUUGCGAGAAGCAUGGGGCUGGAUCAGCACCAUUUGGUGUUAUCUGGUGGGAAGGAGGAUUUGGGUGCUUUGGCAAUGUUAGAAAAUAGUGUGAAGAAACUUAAGAGUCCCAAAGCUUCACCUGGUGCCACUCUUAGUAAGGAGCAGAUUGAUUCUGCACUUCAACUACUGUCUGAGUGGUUCUAUGAGUCAUGUGGGUCAGUCUCAUUUUCGAGCCUCGAGCAUCCCAAGUUCAGGGCUUUCCUUAGCCAGGUGGGCUUGCCUGCAUUGCUGCAGCGUGAGCUUUCUGGUGCUCGACUUGAUGCUAAGUUUGAUGAGGUGAAAGCUGAGUCUGAAGCUAGGAUUAGAGAUGCAAUGUUUUUCCAAGUUGCUUCUGAUGGGUGGAAGAGCGGGGAUUCUUGUGGGGAAGAGAAUGUUGUUAAGUUCACAGUUAAUCUUCCAAAUGGGAUUAGUGUUUUCCAGAAGGUGGUGUUUACUGGCGGGUCAGUUUCUUCGAAAUAUGCGGAGGAGGUGUUGUGGGAUUCAGUUACUGGAAUAUGUGGGAAUGCUGUGCAGCGUUGUGUGGGGAUCGUUGCAGACAAAUAUAAGGCCAAGGCAUUGAGGAACUUGGAGACUCAGAACCAUUGGAUGGUGAAUGUCUCCUGUCAGCUUCAGGGGUUCAUGUCUUUGAUUAAGGAUUUUAACAAAGAGCUUCCACUGUUUAGGGUUGUCAUUGAAAAUUGCUUAAAGGUUGCGAAUUUUGUAAAUAGCAACUCUGAGGUUAGGCAUGCUUUCGAGAAGUGCAAGAUACAAGAGCUUGAGUAUGCUGGGUUGCUCCAAGUUCCUUCGCCCAAAUGUGAUACUUCAAAGAACUUUGCACCUAUCUACGCAAUGCUGGAGGAUAUAUUGAGCUGUGCCCGCAUACUCCAAAUGGUUGUCUUGGUUGAUUUUUAUAAGGCGAUAUGUCUGGAGGAUCCAAUUGCUAGGGAAGUUGCAGGGAUGAUUCAAACUGAAGGAUUUUGGAAUGAAUUGGAGGCAGUUUAUUCACUUGUUAAGAUGAUCAGAGGGAUGACUCAGGAGAUUGAGGCUGAGAGGCCAUUAAUCGGGCAAUGUCUACCCCUUUGGGAAGAAUUGAGAACAAAAGUAAAGGAUUGGUGUGCCAAGUUCAACAUUGUUGAAGGACCUGUUGAGGAAAUAGUUGAAAAACGAUUCAGAAAGAACUACCACCCAGCAUGGUCGGCUGCAUUUAUCCUUGACCCGAUAUACUUGAUGAGGGACACUAGUGGAAAGUACCUUCCACCAUUCAAGUGCUUGACACAUGAGCAGGAGAAGGAUGUAGAUAAGCUCAUUACCAGGUUGGUUUCCAGAGAAGAAGCUCAUGUUGCAUUGAUGGAGCUCAUGAAAUGGAGAACGGAAGGAAUGGACCCACUUUACGCUCAGGCAGUGCAGGUUAAACAGCGAGAUCCUGUAACUGGAAAGAUGAAAAUGGCUAACCCACAGAGCAGCAGACUUGUGUGGGAAACUUGUCUAAGUGAGUUAAAGACAUUGGGGAGGGUUGCAGUGAGACUUAUCUUCCUCCAUGCAACCUCGUGUGGAUUUAAGUGCAAUUGGUCUUUCAUGAGAUGGAUUCGUGUACAUAGGCACUCAAGGGUAGGCCUGGAAAAGGCACAGAAGAUGAUAUUUAUUGCAGCUCAUGCCAAAAUUGAGAGAAGGGAUCUUUCUAGUGAGGAAGAAAAGGAAGCAGAGCUGUUUGGGACUGCAGACGUUGAGGAUGACAUGCUGACUGAGGUCUUUUCCGAUGCACCCACAGUGAUAGGGUUUUCUUGAAUGGGUUGGGUGGAUGGCAAACCGGGCUUGAGUCAUCACAUGGGUCAAACCUCGUAAGAACACAAGAGCGAAUCUUUGUAGCCAAAGACACACUUCACACUGAUUGAACUAGGCAUAUUUGCUCUGCUGGUAUAUCAGUUUCUGAAAUUGAAGAGCCCCACCAUGGGAAGUGGAAGUCCAUUUCAGUGCUUUAGUUGUCAUGGUCAACGAAAAGGAAGUCUCCAACUGGGCCCUUUCGAACUUUGUUUUUGGAGGAUGAAAAUUUGCAAUCCGCACAGUUAUCAGAUAGGCCUUCCAUGAUUGCUAAAAAGUCUUGAGCAAAAUGGAAGCAAGGAGGGGAUGUGCAUAAUAUGACUGAAAGGGAUAUUGCAACGAACUUGAACUGAAUCUGCAUGUAAUUUGGCUAGUAAUAUUGAGCAUAAGUAGGCUGAGAACUGAAACGGGUUAUGUGCUUCACAAGUAAACGGAUUUCAUCAGUGGUUCAACUUGCGAGAAAGACCUUAGCCUUGUGGCAAUUGCCUUAAGAUGGGAGAAUACUUAUGUGGUAUUCACUAUAUAUAUACACAUACUAUGUUUUUUGCAGAGUUCUGAAAAUCGGAUUCAGGAAA